This is a messenger RNA of Suhomyces tanzawaensis NRRL Y-17324, 1809 nucleotides long. Its product is annotated as protein-lysine N-methyltransferase. Bases 1 to 1809 code for a protein of 602 amino acids. NCBI's taxonomy places the organism in Eukaryota, Fungi, Ascomycota, Pichiomycetes, Serinales, Debaryomycetaceae. The record is from RefSeq and is a predicted model, not a curated record. Gene Ontology annotation, biological process: peptidyl-lysine monomethylation. The transcript has a single exon. Gene Ontology annotation, molecular function: protein-lysine N-methyltransferase activity. Gene Ontology annotation, cellular component: nucleus.
AUGACUCUUGCCCAAAUCGACCAACUCCUUGACUGGGCAGCUCAGAACGGAGCAGUAGUCUCCAAAGACCUCAAGUUCAAGGAAAUUUCAACCAACAAUAUCGGUGCCAUUUAUGAAUCCUCGCAACCUUCCAAUGACUACCAAAUCAGUCUUCCCAUCAACUUGGUGUUGACAUUGAAGGAGGCCACCAAGGGCUUGAACAGCGGCUUGACUGAGGGUACCUUUGAAGAAAUCGCUAAUAAAACUUCCAAUAUCAACUCGGUGCUUAAGCUCUACUUGAGCAGAGAAAGAAGCAACAACUACUUGCAAAAGUCUUUCUACCAGCCAUAUCUCCAACUCUUACCCACACUCGAGCAGAUCAACUCGCCAUACACCUGGAGUGCCAGUGACAAAGCUCUUCUCAAAGGAACGAAUUUGGGAGAAUCUUUGAGAGGAAACUUGACUCACAUCAUCGAGGAAUGGUGGCAAUUGAUCAACCUCUUACCAGAAUCCAUUGACAAACCGGCCGAGCAUUUCAUCAACAUGAAGUUUUACUACGAGCACAAAUUCCACACCGAUGAUGAUCUCCACAAAUAUUUCAUCCAGGAUGAAGACAUCAACAACUGGACCAGUUUUCCCAACUACUUGUGGGCAUCGUUGAUCCUAAAGUCCAGAUCGUUCCCAGCAUAUUUGUUGAAGGAAACUACUAAGGUCGAGUACAAGAAAGAUGAGGCCAUGUUGCUCCCCAUUGUCGAUCUUUUGAACCACGAUAGCAAGGCACAGGUGGAGUGGAUCGUCAAGGAUGGCUUUUUCAACUUCAAGUCGAACGACGCCAUUUCCAAGGGAAGCCAAAUUUUUAAUAAUUACGGCAUGAAGGGAAAUGAGGAGUUGUUGUUGGCAUAUGGAUUUUGUACUGAAAACAAUCCUGCUGAUUCUGCAGCAUUGAAAAUCAAGAUUCCCGAGGAAUUGAUCGCCGAAUUGAAGAGUAACGGCAUCAAAUUACCUACCUUGGAGGAUUACACAACUUCUGUGGUCAGAUCUGAGGGCCAAGAGAUCCAGCAAGACUACAAAGAUGGCCUUUUAUUUUUCAUUACCCAGAACAACUUGCCCGAAAACUUGGUUCAAGUGUUCCAAUACUUGAUUAAAAACCCAUGGGAGUCAGGGAUCAGUCUUAGAAUGAAAUUGGCAGGGAUAAACCAGUUGAGAAAGGCAUUGGAAGCCAAAAACAAACUCAUAAAUCCAGCCAGCUCUGGUUCGGCAAACGCCAGAUCUGUCGAAAUCUAUACUCAGUCCCAGAAGCAAAUCUUUCAGUCCACUAUCAAAAAGCUCAAAAGUCAGGAAAAGAAAUUGUUGGCGGAUCCCGAAAACAAGCCCAAAUUUAUCACCUUGAAGAACGUUUACAAGAAGGACCAUAAAUUACUGCAAUCUUUGUUGGUGUCGUUGGGAGCUGUCAGUUACGAGUCCAUACUUGAGAAUGAGCUCCAGGACCAAGUAUGGUUAUUGUACUUGCUCAGAUGCUAUAAUAGAGACGAGUAUCUCACUGGAGAAAUUGACGAGGAUGGUGACGAGGAAAACUACUUGCCUUUAUGGAUCAAGGAGUACUUUGAGAAGGUGGAAAAGAUGGAGGUCUCUGCUGCCGAGUUACUCCAAUACAGACAUUUACACGAGGGGCUCAUCGUUCCAUUGAGCAAAUCUGUUCCUGAGAUCUACAGUAAGGGCAAAUGGGGCGUAAAGGAAUUAGCCCUCAGUGCCAAAUUGUUGGACAACAUCAGUUUUGUAAGAGGCAAGGAACAGGAGUGUAUCUUGGUUGAGCCAGAACAAACCAGUUGA